Entrophospora candida is the source of this 2502-nucleotide messenger RNA. Lineage: Eukaryota; Fungi; Glomeromycota; Glomeromycetes; Entrophosporales; Entrophosporaceae. The record is from the annotation of a GenBank genome assembly.
AUGCCUAAAAAAAGAAGAAAUUAUUCAAUCAGACUAACGAUAAAUAAAAAAGUUAUCAAUGAAAUAAUUAUUGAUCCUCAUUAUGAAAAUAAUCAUUCUUAUAUGACUGAUGAAUUGAUUUGUGAAUUAGUUAAAAGUCUUGAUGAUCAAAGAAUUGUCCUCAAAAAAGGAAUUAAAAAAAGUAACUAUAACUUUCCUCCAGAAAAAGAACUAAAAAGAAUUAGAGAAAAGGAAGGAAUAGUUAACAUUGUUUUGCUAAAGAAUGCCACUUUUUUAGAGAAAGUUAAAUACGAAAUUUGCCAAGCAAUUUUGGCUUAUCAACAAGAUAAUAAUUUAACAUAUGGAAAAAUUUCUCAAAGAAUAGGUAUUUCUUCCGAAAAAACUAUUGAUAUGCUAAGGGGAAAUAUUUCUAGUUUUGCCUUAGAUAGUCUAAUAAACUAUGCUGAAAAAUUAGACAUUCCUUACCAAGUGAGGAUUAUUCCCGAAUACUUUACCCCUACUCGUAAAUCUAACGGAAAGCCUUGUAAAAGAUCAGACUUGUCUCAGCCCUCAGUCGAAACUGGACUAGAUAUGAUUCCAGUUGCCGGCAAAGUUCUCAAAAAAGGUGUAAAAGCUAUAAAAAGAGGUGUUGGAGCCUAUAAAGAUUUUCAGUCAGGAGGUGGCGUAGAUCUUGGUGAUUUGUCAAAUAGUGUUGGAGAAUUAAAAGGAAAAUUAAAUGAUUGUAACAAUAAAAUUGAGGCCCAAGGCAAAGCCCUUCAAGGUCAAAUUGAUGGGGUAAAAUCUGAACUAGAAGGAGCCUUAAAAAAACAGGGAGAGAAAUUUGAUGAAGAAAUUCAAGAAUUAGAUGCUAAAAUUGAUUCUUUGCAAGGUGAACAAAAAAGACAAGCCGAAGAGACUAAAAAAGCCUUACAAAAGCAGAAACAAGAGUUAGAAAGUCAAAUUCUAGAAGUUACAGAAAAUUUAAAUAGAGUUCAGAACCAGUUAAAAAAAGAAAUCGAUGAGUUUCGCAACGAAGUUAAUGAAAGAUUCGAGCAGCAAGAAAGGAAAAUUUUAGAAAACAAACGCCGUAUUGAAGAAGAAAGGAUUAAAAGAGAGCAAGAAAUUAAGGAAACUAGAGAUAAAAUUAAACUCACUAAUACCAACUUAGAAAACUUACGCCAGGAAAAGGAACAAAUGGCUGAUGACUUUGCUAAAUACAAAUCCACCAUCGACCAAAAAACCGCCGAAACCCAACAAACCUUUGAAGAUACUCAAGCCGAAUACCAAAGAAAAACUGCUAUUUUAGAAGAAAGGAUAAAAGAUAACGAGGAAAUUGUUGAGGAAUUUAGUGAAGAACUGAAUGAGGUUCAAAGAGAGCAAGCCCGACAGAAAUUAGAGCAGGAAGAAAUAGUGGAAGAACUCCAAGAACAGCAAGAUAUUUUACACUUCCAAAAACAUAAGUUAGAUUUCGUGGCUAACCAAAUGGAAGAAAUCUAUGAGGAAGUCCAUGAACGAAUGGACAAACUUUCGCAAAAGUUUGAUGAACGGACUAGUGAAACUUUAAAUAUUGCUAAGGAUACUAAUAAAAAAGUUGACAAAUUAACUGAAAAAGUCCAAAAUAUCCAAAAUCAAACUGAACAACUCCAAGAACAAAUCAAAAAUAACAAAUUAGAAACGGAAAAAGCCAAAGAAGAAGCCAAAUUGGCUAAUGAACGAAUAGACAAUUUAAUUAAAUCCCAACAAUUAAGUGAUUAUUCUGCCCAAGAGUCCAAACUAGAUAAAAUCCAAAAAUCCUUAGAACUCAAAGCCGAAGAAACCAAACUUUUAGCCACUUUAAACCUUCUCACUGAAACUAAGAAAUUAGUCCGAGUAGAAUUAAGAGAUAAUGAAACAGCUCCUCUUACUGAUGAAAACAAGAGAAAGGAAAAACAGGCUCAACCUAACGAACAAGAAAGCAAAACUGCCGGGGAAGAAUCUGCCCAAGCUGAGGAAGCCAUUGAGAAAAUAGAAGAACUAAAAGCUGAAACCUUAGAAAGAUUAGCCGCUAUUCAGCAAGAAGUUAGAACCGGUUUAGAAGAAAUAGAAAACACCCAAAAUACUUCUGCUAAACCUGCCCAAACCAAAAUCCAAACUAUUCAAGAAGAAAUUAAGAAAAAGCAAAAAACUUUAUCACAAAAACAGCAAAAAGUUACUAAUUUAACUAAAAAAUCUCACUCUGCCAAAAAUCAAAAGCAACUGGAACAAGCCCGAAAGGAACAAGAGAAAGCCCAACAAGAAUUAGAGCAAACCCAGUCUCAAUUAUCCGACCCUUCUUUACAAUUUGAACAGGAAUUAGAAAAGCACGAAGAAAGCAUCGCCGAACAACAACAAGAAGAACAAGCCCUUCAAGAACAACCUGAAAAAGAGGAAGAGGAAAAAGAACAAACCGAACAUGAUGUCAAUAAAAAAUUAGAAGAAUUAACUCAGCAAAUUAAGGAAAUGGAAGCUAGCCAAGCUGCUUCACAAAAGCAGAUGACUAGAUGA